AUGGAAAAUCUUAAGGAAAAUACUAAGCGGACCGGCGCCCACGAGCGCAUCGUCGGCGGCCAUGAGGCCAGCAUCGCCGACCACCCCUGGCAGCUGGCCUUCGAGCUCGGCGGCGACCAGCGGUGCGGCGCGUCGCUCAUAGGCCCCUCCUGGGCGCUGACCGCCGGCCACUGCGUCGAGGACGUCCACCUGUACUACUUGGCGCUGCGGGCGGGGUCCUCCGACCCACAGCGGCAGCGGCCCGUCCAGGCGGUAGACAUCAACGUGGUGGACCACGAGACAUGCCGCCAGGUGUUCGUCGCUGUGAAUGCCGUGACGGAGCGCAUGAUCUGCUCUGGAGAGUUCUCGCGUGGCGUGUGCAUCGGCGACUCGGGUGGCCCGCUGGUCAACAAUGGCACGCAGGUGGGCAUCGUCUCGUGGGGGCUCGGCUCCUGCGAAGUCGGCCUCUCCGUCCAGACCAAUGUCGGCUAUCUGAGGGCCUGGAUCCGAGACACCGCCGGCAUCUAG
This is a messenger RNA of Schistocerca piceifrons (Central American locust), 507 nucleotides long. Its product is annotated as trypsin-7-like. The record is from RefSeq and is a predicted model, not a curated record. Gene Ontology annotation, molecular function: serine-type endopeptidase activity. Gene Ontology annotation, biological process: proteolysis. Lineage: Eukaryota; Metazoa; Arthropoda; Insecta; Orthoptera; Acrididae. The transcript has 3 exons. Bases 1 to 507 code for a protein of 168 amino acids.